Molecule: messenger RNA, 2217 nt
Organism: Striga hermonthica
Lineage: Eukaryota; Viridiplantae; Streptophyta; Magnoliopsida; Lamiales; Orobanchaceae
Source: the annotation of a GenBank genome assembly
AUGUUUACAGGCGGAAAGAGCUUCGUCUCUUCACCGCCGGCGUUCUCUAACGACGCCAAGCGGCUCCUCUUGUGCACCGGAAACAAAGUAUCCAUUUUCAGCACCUCCACUGGCCUGCAGACGAGUGAAUUAGAUGGCCACGAGGCGCAGGUGACAUCGGUAAUAGUAGUCCCGGCUACUUCACCGGCGAGUAAACUUUUGUGCUACUGUUGGACGUCUUCCCUUGAUGGGAAGAUCAAGUACUGGGAUUUUGCUGCCCCUGAAUUGAUGAGGACUAUCGAUAUUCGAUUACCCAUUCACUCUAUGGUGAUUCCAAGUUUAUUAAGCCACACAGCUGAAAGAGAUAAGAAGGUUCCUGAUCUUUACGCCUAUAUUUACACUGAAGAUGUGAAACAGAAGGAAGAGCAAUCCAAAUCUUUAUGUGGACAAAUUCGGAAAUGUAAUCUAACAAAGUCUCGCUUAAUUGGUGGAGUUACCUUGGCUGAGACUAGGAGUCCUGGCGCAUUAACCAUUAGCCCCACUGGAAAAUACAUCGGCAUACAUGAAAAACGCAAGCUUCGAAUAUGGGAGAUCCCAGCCAAAGAUUCUGACAGUGUUGGUUACAAGAAAGUAAGGUUACAUCAUACAAAAGUAAUUACGGCUCUAGCUUUCCAUCCUACUGAGAGGGUGGUAGCAGCAGGUGACGUAACAGGGAGGAUCUUAAUAUGGAGAGGUGUCGGGCGUGGAACUUUUGGUAGUGAUGAUAAAUCAGUCAAUGGAAAGUCAAACAAAAAUGCUGAAGACAGGCCUGGAGUGAGGGAUGACGAUGAUGCGGAUUCUUGUACCACUUGGCAUUGGCAUUCUGCACAAGUGAAUGUUCUCUUCUUCUCUUCAGAUGGUGCAUAUUUGUACUCAGGUGGGAAAGAGGGAGUACUGGUUGUUUGGCAGUUAGAUACUGGAAAAAGGAAGUUUCUUCCGCGCAUUGGAUCUCCUCUUCUAUAUUUCGUCAGUUCUCCAGAUCCCUCAAUGUCCACAAUAUCCUGUGCAGAUAACCGAAUUCUGUUUCUUAGAAUGCCAACAAUGGAGAUAUUGAGGUCCAUUUCAGGGAUUAAGCUUCGAAGUUCACAAAUGGAGAUGUAUGAUGGUUUUGGCUCGAAUAUCGUCUUCAAUAACACUUGUGGGUUGAUUGCAGUACCCACGGAGAACUACCGUGUUCAGUUUUAUGAUUUGCUUAGUGACCGUGCAAUUUCAGAGGUUCAAAUCUAUGAGAGAAAUUAUCAGCCAGGUGAUGAAAUCACGGUAAAAGUGAACUUGGUAGCUCUUUCACCUGAUGGUUCUACCAUGAGCACUGUUGAAACUAGAUUCCCUGAAGAUGGAAUUGGCAGCCUUGUGAGUCUAAAAUUUUGGGCAUGUGGCUCCCGGAACAAACAAAUCAGAUUGUCUACUGUGAUAUAUGAACCCCACAGGGAUGCUGGAAUCUCAUCCAUUGCCUUCCGUCCAACUAGUCACAUGGCUGUUAGUACCUCUUAUGGCGGCGAUUUCAAGCCAAUUAUAAACCUUUCCUUUGUUGGAAAGUCGGAGUACCUUGUGUCUGUGUCACGAGGUUCAAACCCGAGGUUGAAUAUGUGGAGUAUGUCGAAGUUGUGUACAACUUGGUCCUACAGGCUUGAUACUGAAGCUAUUGCUUGUUCAAUGGAUAAUUCCACCUUUGCUGUUCUUGUUCUCUUGAGUUUGUCAAGGCACAUGGCAUCUGCUGAAAUCAAAUCAACGGGGGAAGAUGGCAUGAUCUUGCUGUUCAAUGCAGAAAACCCAGUGCCUUUGUUGACGUGGUUUGUGAGCAAGGCCCGGUGUGGAAGACUUGGUUUUGUCCAGUUGAGUAGCCAAUUGGAUGAUAAGGUUGCUAAAACAGAAGCAGCAAACGAAGUACUUGCUUAUGUUAAUGGUGCUAAUGAGUAUGUUCUCUUGAACCCAAAUGGUGACCUGACGAGCCAGCUCAGCAUUUCUUGUCAGCAGAAUUUCAGUAGCCUUGAGGAAACGGAAACAUUUGGAUAUGCAUCAAUAUACGGUGAACUACCAGAAUUCAGCUUGAAAACAAAUGAAACUCCAUUCCCAUCUGUGCCAUCUGAUGGAACCUGGAAGACAAUAUUCAGCGGACCAUCUCACAGUCUUCCUUCUCUCCCCAAGUUGUGUUUGGAUUUUCUUGAAUCAUUGCUCGAGAGGAGGUCCGCUAUUGCCUGA